Bursaphelenchus okinawaensis is the source of this 477-nucleotide messenger RNA. The record is from the annotation of a GenBank genome assembly. NCBI's taxonomy places the organism in Eukaryota, Metazoa, Nematoda, Chromadorea, Rhabditida, Aphelenchoididae.
AUGUCCACGCUUACUAAUGUAAUUCUCACAACAUACUUCCGUAUUACGUAACUGUAGUUCUUAUUUAUAGCUUUACAUGUAACUUUGCUAUUUUCACAUUUAUGAUAUCAAAGUCGUAAAUUUAAAAUGUCAAAGUUGUUUAUUACUGGUAAGGUAUGGCUAGUUUAAAGGGAUGCUAGAACCUUAAUAAGGCUAAACUUAAGCCUUCCACUUAAAUUAAGUUUAAGGCAACGGUUACGACUCGGGGCUAGGGCUAAUGCUAAAUCUCCAUCAAGACAAGGAAAGGCCAGGGCAAGGCCAGGGCAAAUCCAGGACAAGGCCAAGGCCAGGACAGGGCUAGUUCAAGGCCAAGACAAGGCCAGGGCAAGACCAGCGCAAGGCCAAGGCAAGGCCAGGGCAAAGCCAGGGCAAGACCAGUGCAAGGCCAACACAAGGCAAGAGCAAAGCCAAGGCAAGGCCAAAACAAAGCUCGGCUAA